AUGGGCGAGUGCGGAGGCCCCGGGGACGUCAACUCCAACGUGCUCAUCGCCCGCAGCACCGGCGACGCGCAGCUGGACAAGGCGGUGUGGCAGUGGCUGAGCUGGGACAAGAACCAAAAAACAAAAGAACAGAUUGAAAGCUUGUUAGAGAAUGGAAAGCAUAAAGAGUUACGGGAUCGUCUCUGCUGCAGGCUGACCUUUGGGACUGCCGGGCUUCGCUCUGCUAUGGGAGCAGGCUUUUGCUACAUUAAUGAUCUUACGGUGAUCCAAUCAACACAGGGGAUCUACAAGUAUCUUGAGAGGUGUUUUUCAGACUUUAAGCAGAGAGGCUUUGUUGUUGGAUAUGACACACGAGGUCAGGUGACCAGCAACUGCAGCAGUAAGAAACUUGCAAAGCUCACUGCAGCAGUCCUACUGGCUAAAGAUGUACCCGUAUACUUCUUUUCCACCUAUGUCCCUACGCCGUUUGUGCCCUAUGCUGUUCAGCAGCUCAAAGCUGUGGCUGGUGUGAUGAUCACAGCAUCCCACAACCGGAAGGAGGACAACGGAUACAAGGUUUAUUGGGAAAAUGGAGCACAGAUCACCUCUCCUCAUGAUAAGGAAAUUAUAAAAUGUAUAGAAGAGUGUGUUGAACCAUGGAAUGGCUCUUGGAAUGAGAAUCUAGUAGACACCAGUCCCCUUAGACAGGAUCCUCUGAAGAAAAUUUGUGACUGUUACAUGGAGGAUCUGAAAAAGAUCUGUUAUCAUAGGGAGCUAAAUGUGCAAACAAAUUUGAAGUUUGUUCAUACAUCUUUUCAUGGAGUUGGACAUGACUACGUGCAGUUGGCUUUCAAAGCAUUUGGCUUUCAGCCCCCCAUUCCAGUACCUGAACAAAAAGAUCCAGAUCCAGACUUCUCUACUGUCAAAUGCCCAAAUCCUGAAGAAGGAGAAUCUGUGCUGGAGUUGUCACUGAGGCUUGCAGAGAAGGAAAAUGCUAAAGUAGUAGUGGCCACUGAUCCAGACGCAGAUAGACUAGCUGUGGCAGAGCUGCAGGAAAAUGGCUGCUGGAAGGUGUUCACUGGCAACGAGCUGGCAGCUUUAUUUGGGUGGUGGAUGUUUUCUUGCUGGAAGGAAAACUGCUCCGAAGAUGCCGAUGUGAAAGAUGUUUACAUGUUAGCGACCACAGUCUCCUCAAAAAUUUUGAGGGCAAUUGCACUUAAAGAGGGGUUUCACUUUGAAGAAACACUCCCUGGUUUUAAAUGGAUUGGAAGUAGAGUAAAAGAUCUCCUUGAUAAUGGAAAAGAAGUUCUCUUUGCAUUUGAAGAGUCUAUUGGCUUCAUGUGUGGCACAUCAGUGUUGGAUAAAGAUGGUGUAAGCGCAGCUGUGGUCAUAGCUGAAAUGGCAACCUACCUGGAGGGCAAGAACCUAACACUAGCACAGAAACUCAUUGAGAUAUAUGAAACGUAUGGAUAUCACAUAUCAAAGACUUCCUAUUUCUUGUGCUAUGAUCCUCCUACUAUCAAAAGGAUAUUUGAGAAACUUCGGAACUUCGAUGCCCCUCAGUCUUACCCAAAAUUUUGUGGUAUUUACAAUAUAUUACAUGUACGAGAUAUUACCACUGGCUAUGAUAGCAGCCAGCCGAAUAAGAAAUCGGUGCUGCCAGUGAGUAAAAGCAGUCAGAUGAUCACUUUUACAUUUCAAAACGGUUGCGUUGCCACCCUUCGGACAAGUGGAACAGAACCAAAGAUCAAGUACUACGCAGAGAUGUGUGCGCUGCCCGAACAGAGUGACAGAAGCGUGCUGGAAGAAGAACUUCAGAAGCUGAUUGAAGCUUUGAUUGAGAAUUUUCUUGAACCUGAUAAGAAUGGACUGAUCUGGCGCUCUGCUUAAAUCUCCUGUAACCGGUGUUCAAAGAAGUGACCGCCUGCACUGCGACAUGUGAAACAAAGGAACCAAGAACAGAACUCAGUUUAAUACCUGUGCGUGUAUGUGUGUUAAACAAACAGCUACAUCUUUAUUCUAUAAAGAAGCAGCAUUCUUUUGUCAGGCUUUUCACCGAAGUCUGGGCUAGAAAAUUGGGAUAAGGAGAGGAAGUGAGAGAAAAGGAUGGAAGUUAUUAUUAUAAUUUUCUGUCCUUUUGACCAAAAGAUCAAUUAACCUGCACCAAAGCAAAUUAACUGCUCUGGUAGGUUUAAGGCAGCUGAUCUUAGCCACUAGAUUGUGUCUUAAACUAAUUUCAGGUACCUAAUACCUUUUGUGUGAAAGGUUUUAAAAUGAGGCAGUCGUAUUGUUUGAAGGAAGUGAUCGCUCCAAACUGACAAAAAAGCCUGCUUCUUCCUAGCUGUUGUGCGUGAAUGUAGCUAUCAUUGUUACAGGUCUUAAUUUCCAAAAAUGUUGAAGUAGAGUUCAGUGCUUAGCGUUUCUCGUUUAGGCAGGUUGUUCAAUAUGACAUUUUUCAGCUACUUAAGUAUCCUUCCAUUGUUAAAGGUGCUCUUGGUGCAUUGUAUCUUUCCUGCGCGUAUCUUAAAAUAUUUACUUGACAGUGAAACAAUAGUGGCAACACAUGCAGUUCCACUUGCAGUCUGUGUUUUGAAUUACACAGUGCCUUUCCAAGGCUUCCAAAGGAGUAGAAACUUGCUCAUUCCUUGGUUAAAUUGCCCAUUCUAACUACUAUAGGCAUUGUAACCAUUUUUUGUCUCACAUCUCUGAAGGGACUUAAGCUUUUUUUUAAUAAAGGUUUCAGAAAUUCAGUAACUUUGUAUGAAAACUCCAGUUAGUGACUUUUUUGGGUUUGAUGGCUUGAACUCAUACUGUCUUUGUGUAAAAAUAGGAAGAAAGUGGAGGUGAGACACUGACAUCCUUGAUUUAUUUUUUGUGACUAAAUCAUGAUUUUAUUUUUUUGUCACAGCUGGUAAACUAAUUUCUGUUAGACAGAAGUUUGCAAAUACCUUUAUUAUUUAUCUUUUAGGGCAAAUUUGUAACAACUUUCCAUUAUCUGUUUCCUACCUUUGCUUGAGCAGAAAGUGAUACUGCUAAUCACUUUUUCCAAAAAAUAGACCGAUACAGAAAUUCUCAUGUAGAUGUCUAGGAUUUCAGAAAGUAAAAGCCAUGUUUUGGCACAGAAAAGCUGUGGAAGAUACUUUAACUGAAACAACACUUCAAGAAAAACUGCAUGUUGAUUAACUGAGAAUAAUACUUGUUAAUGUGUGCUACUAAAUUGCUAAUAUAAGCCUUCAGAAUAAAGUCAGUGAUGUUCUGGACAUCUUCCUUGCUAUCACUGUACAGUAAUUAAAUAAAAGAAAUAGGUAAAACCAAACACUUAACCUCUGUUUUGAAGGUUACAUGAGAAGAACCUAAAAUGUGCUUAAGCUAAAGCCAUUGUUUUGCCACUAUUGUUAAAUCUCUACAUUUGUCCUCCAUUUUAUUAUACCCUUACAGCUUGAUGCCACAGGAUUGCGCAGAGUGGUUUUGUAUGUGAUGCACCUAGGUGGCUUUAAAGAGCACCAAGGUUUCUGUGUCUGUGCGGGUAUUGGGUAUUUCAUGCUGACAGAAGCUUUGCACUAUAACUGUGGAUAAGUAUUUUGCUGUAUAUGAAUGUACAUGUACUGCGGAAGGUCUGUGUUGCACAAAUUC
Molecule: messenger RNA, 3612 nt
Organism: Gavia stellata (red-throated loon)
Lineage: Eukaryota; Metazoa; Chordata; Aves; Gaviiformes; Gaviidae
Gene: PGM2L1
Product: phosphoglucomutase 2 like 1
Exons: 14
Coding region: 1-1869 (622 amino acids)
Biological process (GO): carbohydrate metabolic process
Molecular function (GO): glucose-1,6-bisphosphate synthase activity; intramolecular phosphotransferase activity
Source: RefSeq, a predicted model, not a curated record